AUGUGGGAGUUCUAUACGGGCACCACACAAACUACCACCACCACUACACUAAAGACUCCAUCCCCAACCACCAGAAACUAUACAGUAUGUGAAGAUAAGGUACCAACGUGCAUCAAUUACGGUCCUGAGAUUUGUUUUAAGUAUACAUCGUGGGCAGCUGUUCAGUGCCCAAAAUUCUGUGUCUUCUGUGAGGCCAUUGAUACCACUUCCACAACAACCACGACGACGACGACCACCACCACUCCUCAACCUUCCACCACCCCACGUAUUUGUGCUGAUACCAAAAAUAACAACUGCACUUCUGCAGGGCCAAUCAUCUGCUUUGAAAAUCAAGUGUAUGCAGAAAACAACUGCCCCGUGUUCUGUAAUUUCUGUACACCCCCAGUUACAUCAGUGGAGAUGACUGCCCCUCCAUUACUUCUAUCCAGUACAAUGCCCAAACCAAUGACUACAAAUCCUGACGUCAUUGUGAUAGGAAGAAAGCGACGAGACAUACUCCAUAGGAGAGUGUUUGGAUACAGAAAAUCAAAUAGAAAUUGA
Saccostrea cuccullata (small rock oyster) is the source of this 540-nucleotide messenger RNA. Its product is annotated as salivary glue protein Sgs-3-like. NCBI's taxonomy places the organism in Eukaryota, Metazoa, Mollusca, Bivalvia, Ostreida, Ostreidae. The transcript is spliced from 6 exons. The coding region runs from base 1 to 540 and encodes 179 amino acids. The record is from RefSeq and is a predicted model, not a curated record.